Lacerta agilis (Sand lizard) is the source of this 7712-nucleotide messenger RNA. RefSeq names its product calcium voltage-gated channel subunit alpha1 B (gene CACNA1B). The transcript has 47 exons. Gene Ontology annotation, molecular function: calcium ion binding; high voltage-gated calcium channel activity. The record is from RefSeq and is a predicted model, not a curated record. Gene Ontology annotation, cellular component: membrane; neuronal cell body; voltage-gated calcium channel complex. Lineage: Eukaryota; Metazoa; Chordata; Lepidosauria; Squamata; Lacertidae. Gene Ontology annotation, biological process: calcium ion import across plasma membrane; chemical synaptic transmission. Bases 695 to 7708 code for a protein of 2337 amino acids.
CUGGGCUUUUUGUGCGCUCGCGUGUGUGAGUGUGUGUGUGGAGGGGCGAGGUUCACAAACCGGUUGCUCUUGACGCUUCCAUUUCGUUUUCUCCAAGGCUGGAGAUCUUGGACGGAGGAAGCCCUGGAGGAGCAGGAGGAGCGGGGCAGCCGCAGCUGCUGCCCCGUCUCUGCCUCAUCCCCCUUUUCUCUAUCCAGCAAAAAAAGGGGAGAAGCCCCAGAAGCACAAGAUUUUCUCCUCCUUCACCCUGCCGGUGCAAAAAAGAAAGAAACAGAGAAUCAAUAACCCCAGGGCGCCGCCGGAUCCGGCUACGAAAAGCCAUGGGCGAGACCUGAAAAGGGCUGUUGCGGGAAGUUGAGCCCUUCCUCCAAGGACUGAGCCUCGCCCUCACCUCCAUCGCUUGACGGCUCCCUCCCUUUUCCUUCUCCUCCUCUCCUUCCUUCUCGUCGAGCCUCGCCCCUGCGUGGCAGCGGCGGCAGCGGCGGCAGCAGCAGCUGCUUAGCCUCCUCCUUCUCCUUUUGCUGCCUUCAAGCUCCAGCCGCAGCCAGCCAACCUUCGCCAGGAUCGCAGCAGCAGCAGCAGCGGCGGCAACCCAGUGAGCCUCGCUCCCUCCCUCCUCCUCUGGCGCUGGGAUGCGUCUUCCUCCUCUCGGCUCGGCUGCCAGCUUGGAGUGCUGCGACGCGCUUGGAGCACUAUGGCUCGCUUCGGAGACGACCUACCCAGCCGCUAUGGAGGUGGCGGCGGGGGUGGCGGCGGCGGUGGCGGCGGGCCGGUGGUGGGCGGCGGAGGCCGCGGCAGUAGCCGCCAAGGACCCCCGGGCCAGCCCGGCCAGCGACCCCAGGUGUACAAACAAUCUAAGGCCCAGCGGGCCCGGACCAUGGCAAUUUACAACCCCAUCCCGGUCAAGCAGAACUGCUUCACUGUCAACCGCUCCCUCUUCAUCUUCAGCGAGGACAACGUGAUCCGCAAGUAUGCCAAGAGGAUCACGGAGUGGCCUCCUUUUGAAUAUAUGAUCUUGGCUACAAUCAUUGCUAAUUGCAUCGUCUUGGCCUUGGAGCAACACUUACCAGUUGACGACAAGACGCCCAUGUCAGAGAGGCUGGAUGACACUGAGCCAUAUUUUAUUGGAAUAUUUUGCUUUGAAGCUGGCAUUAAGAUCAUCGCACUGGGUUUUGCUUUCCACAAAGGCUCUUAUCUCCGAAACGGCUGGAACGUGAUGGAUUUUGUUGUCGUCCUUACAGGGAUUCUGGCUACUGCUGGGGCUCAGUUUGACUUGCGGACACUGAGAGCUGUCCGAGUACUGAGGCCGCUGAAGCUUGUAUCAGGAAUCCCAAGUUUGCAGGUUGUUCUCAAGUCCAUCAUGAAGGCAAUGGUACCUCUCCUGCAGAUCGGGCUCCUCCUCUUCUUUGCCAUUGUGAUGUUUGCUAUCAUUGGGCUGGAGUUCUACAUGGGGAAGUUUCACAAAACCUGCUUCAACAAUGAAACAGGGGAGAGGCUGGGAGAUUUCCCCUGUGGAGAGGAGAGGCCUGCAAGGCAAUGUGAGGAAGGAGAAAUUUGCAAGCAGUACUGGGAGGGCCCCAACUUUGGAAUCACCAACUUCGACAACAUCCUCUUUGCUGUGCUCACUGUCUUCCAGUGUAUCACGAUGGAGGGUUGGACUGACAUUCUCUACAAUACUAACGACGCUGCAGGGAAUAUGUGGAACUGGCUUUACUUCAUCCCCCUCAUCAUCAUCGGCUCUUUCUUCAUGCUCAACUUGGUCCUUGGUGUCCUAUCAGGUGAGUUUGCCAAAGAACGAGAGAGAGUUGAGAACAGGAGGGCCUUCCUGAAGCUCCGGAGGCAGCAGCAGAUUGAAAGAGAACUCAAUGGCUAUUUGGAGUGGAUCUUUAAGGCAGAGGAGGUGAUGUUAGCAGAAGAAGACAAGAACGCCGAAGAGAAAUCACCUCUUGAUGUGCUGAAAAGAGCCACAAUCAAGAAGAGCAAAAACGACCUAAUCCAUGCUGAAGAAGGGGAGGACCACUUCACAGAUGUUUGUUCUGUUGGUUCACCAUUUGCCCGGGCCAGCCUGAAGAGCGGCAAGAAUGAGAGUUCCUCCUACUUCCGUAGGAAAGAGAAGAUGUUCCGCUUCUUCAUCCGGCGCAUGGUGAAAGCGCAGAGCUUCUACUGGAUGGUCCUCUGUGUUGUGGCUCUCAACACCCUGUGCGUUGCCAUUGUGCAUUAUGACCAGCCAGAGGGGCUCACUACUGCUCUGUAUUUUGCAGAAUUUGUCUUCCUCGGCCUAUUCCUCACAGAGAUGUCUCUGAAGAUGUAUGGCCUGGGGCCAAGAAACUAUUUCCAUUCUUCAUUCAACUGCUUUGACUUUGGGGUGAUUGUGGGGAGCAUCUUCGAAGUCAUUUGGGCUGCAGUGAAGCCCGGGACGUCCUUCGGCAUCAGCGUGUUGAGGGCUCUCAGGCUGCUGAGGAUUUUCAAAGUUACCAAGUACUGGAACUCCUUGAGGAACUUGGUGGUCUCCUUGCUGAAUUCAAUGAAGUCCAUCAUCAGCUUGCUGUUCCUCCUCUUCCUCUUCAUUGUUGUGUUUGCUUUGCUGGGGAUGCAGCUUUUUGGAGGACAGUUUCAUUUUAAUGACGAAACACCAACCACAAACUUUGAUACUUUCCCCACUGCUAUUCUAACUGUGUUUCAGAUUCUGACUGGAGAAGACUGGAAUGCAGUGAUGUACCAGGGGAUAGAAUCUCAAGGGGGUGUCCACUCAGGAAUGUUCUCUUCCAUCUACUUCAUUGUCUUGACACUGUUCGGUAACUACACGCUCCUGAAUGUCUUCUUGGCCAUUGCUGUGGACAACCUUGCCAAUGCACAGGAGUUGACCAAGGACGAAGAGGAGAUGGAAGAGGCCACCAAUCAGAAACUUGCCCUGCAGAAGGCCAAGGAAGUAGCUGAUGUUAGUCCCCUGUCAGCAGCUAACAUUUCCAUAGCAGCCAAGCAGCAGAAUGCCUCCAAGUCCAAAUCCGUGUGGGAGCAGAGAACCAGCCAGAUCCGAAUGCACAACUUCCGGACGAGCUGCGAAGCUCUGUACAACGAGCUGGACCCAGAAGACCGAGUUCGCUAUGCUACCAACCUUCACAUCCGCCCAGAUAUGAAAACUCACUUGGACCGCCCCCUAGUGGUUGAGCCAAGGAGUGACAGCCGCAACAACAACAUCAACAAGCUGAGUCCCGUUGAUGUGCAAGAGGUCGCGGAGGAAGUGAAGCCCCCACCAGCUGUGAGCACUGAGGGGCAGCGGAAGCAUCACCGACAUCGAGAUAAGGACAAGGGGGGAGAUCAGGAGAAGAGCAAUGUGCCGAAGGAUGAGAAUGGGGAAUCUGGCCCAAACCAUAAAGAGGAGCGUCAUCGAACACACAGGAGCCGCAGUAAAGAAGGCGAGAGGAGUGGGAAGGAAGGGAAAAGUGAGCGCAGCAGGGGCCAGGAAGGAGGCAGGCGGCAUCACCGCCGUGGGUCAGUGGAGGAAGGAGCCGAGAGAGAGCACAGACGCCAUCGGGGUCACCGGCACUCAGCCGAGCGUCAAGCAAAAGAAGGCAAUGGAACCAUCAACGGAGCCAAGACGGAGCGUCGUUCCCGUCACCGGGGAGGGUCCAGGCCUGGGAACCGGGAAGGCGACCCUGGCUCAAAAGGUGAAGGCGGUGAAGAACCCCACAGACGGCACAAGAUGCGGCAUAAGGCCCUGUCCACAUAUGAUUCAGUGGACAAGCCAAACGGGGAAAAGGAGGGAGAGGCAGGAGAGAAGGAGCUGAGGAAUCACCAGCCAAGGGAAGGUCAGUGUGACACAGAGGAUAGCGGGAGUGUGACUGUUGCCCCUCUGCACACCUUGCCUAGCACUUGUCUGCAGAGGGUGCUCGAACAGCCAGAAGAUGCUGACAAUCAGAAGAAUGUCACCCGCAUGGGUCAGCCAUCUCUGGACAAAUCUGCAACUGUGAACAUUCCUGUCACUGUCACGGCACCUCCUGGGGAAGCCGCCAUCAUACCAAUGAACAACAUUGAAUUUGAAACUAAAACAGAAGAGAAGAAAGACAUGGAUGUGGAUGAUGACUUUACAGAGAAAGGACCAAAACCUAUCCUGCCAUAUAGCUCCAUGUUCAUCUUAAGUCCUACAAACCCAAUCCGGCGCCUGUGCCAUUACAUUGUGAACAUGCGUUACUUUGAAAUGGUCAUCCUCAUUGUCAUAGCCCUCAGCAGUAUUGCCCUGGCAGCAGAAGACCCUGUCCAAGCUGAGUCACCAAGGAAUGAGGCUCUCAAGUACCUGGAUUACAUAUUUACAGGUGUCUUUACAUUUGAGAUGGUGAUAAAGAUGAUUGACUUGGGCCUGAUACUUCAUCCCGGUGCCUAUUUUCGUGACCUCUGGAACAUCCUGGAUUUUAUUGUGGUCAGUGGGGCUCUGGUAGCUUUCGCCUUUUCAGGGAACAAAGGCAAAGAUAUAAACACCAUCAAGUCCCUGAGAGUUUUGAGAGUCCUUCGGCCUCUGAAGACCAUCAAACGUUUGCCAAAGCUGAAGGCAGUCUUUGACUGCGUGGUGAAUUCUCUGAAGAAUGUCCUCAACAUCCUCAUUGUCUACAUGCUCUUCAUGUUCAUCUUUGCAGUCAUAGCGGUGCAGCUUUUCAAAGGGCGAUUCUUCUACUGCACGGACGAGUCCAAGGAGCUGGAAAAAGACUGCAGAGGCCAGUAUCUCGAUUAUGCAAAAGAUGAUGUGCAAGCUCAGCCCAGGCAAUGGAAGAAAUACGAAUUCCACUAUGACAAUGUCCUCUGGGCUCUGUUGACACUCUUCACUGUCUCCACAGGAGAGGGGUGGCCAACUGUUUUAAAGCAUUCUGUUGAUGCAACAUAUGAGAACCAAGGCCCAAGCCCUGGGUACCGGAUGGAGAUGUCCAUCUUCUAUGUGGUGUAUUUUGUCGUCUUCCCCUUUUUCUUCGUGAACAUCUUUGUGGCUUUGAUCAUCAUCACCUUCCAGGAGCAGGGAGACAAAGUGAUGUCUGAAUGCAGCCUUGAGAAAAACGAGAGGGCCUGUAUAGACUUUGCCAUAAGUGCCAAACCCCUGACCCGCUACAUGCCUCAAAACAAGCAGUCGUUCCAGUACAAGAUGUGGAAAUUUGUGGUGUCUCCUCCUUUCGAGUAUUUCAUCAUGGUCAUGAUCGCACUCAACACCAUCGUGCUGAUGAUGAAGUUCUAUGGUGCCCCACAGCCAUAUGAAGAUAUGCUGAAAUGCCUCAACAUUGUGUUUACAUCCAUGUUUUCUCUGGAGUGUGUGCUGAAGAUCAUUGCCUUUGGCGCCCUGAAUUAUUUUCGUGAUGCCUGGAACAUCUUUGAUUUUGUCACAGUCUUGGGAAGUAUUACUGAUAUUUUAGUAACAGAGAUUGCGGACACGGACAAUUUCAUCAACCUCAGCUUCCUCCGCCUAUUCCGGGCAGCCAGGCUCAUCAAGCUUCUUCGUCAGGGCUACACCAUCCGGAUCCUCCUCUGGACCUUUGUCCAGUCUUUCAAGGCGUUGCCUUAUGUAUGUCUUCUCAUUGCCAUGCUCUUCUUCAUCUAUGCCAUUAUUGGCAUGCAGGUCUUUGGAAACAUUGCACUGAAUGACGACACUGCCAUCAAUCGACACAACAAUUUCCAAACGUUUUUGCAAGCCCUGAUGCUGCUUUUCCGGAGCGCCACUGGAGAAGCUUGGCAUGAAAUCAUGCUUGCAUGUCUCAGCAACCAAGCCUGCGAUAAGCUCUCCAACCUUGGCAAAAAUGAGUGCGGCAGUGACUUUGCCUACUUCUACUUUGUCUCCUUCAUUUUCCUCUGCUCCUUUCUGAUGUUGAACCUGUUUGUGGCUGUAAUUAUGGACAACUUUGAGUACUUGACACGAGACUCUUCCAUCCUAGGACCCCACCAUCUUGAUGAGUUUAUCCGCGUCUGGGCUGAGUACGACCCUGCAGCCUGUGGGCGUAUCAGUUACACGGACAUGUAUGAGAUGCUGAGACACAUGUCCCCACCACUUGGACUGGGAAAGAAAUGCCCAGCUCGCGUUGCCUAUAAGCGCUUGGUAAGGAUGAAUAUGCCAAUCUCAAAUGAUGACUUGAGUGUCCACUUCACAUCUACGCUGAUGGCCUUGAUCCGCACUGCCCUGGAAAUCAAACUUGCAUCAGGAGUCCUGCAGCUCCAGUGUGACAUCGAGCUGAGGAAGGAGAUCUCGCUAGUUUGGCCCAAUCUUUCCCCAAAGACCUUGGAUCUGCUAGUACCGCCUCAUAAACCUGAAGCCAUGACAGUGGGGAAAGUCUAUGCAGCCCUGAUGAUCUUUGACUUCUACAAACAGAACAAGAACACUCGAGAUCCCGCCCAUCCAGCGCCUGGAGGUCUUUGCCAGACUGGAACCGUGUCCCUUUUCCACCCGUUGAAAGCAGCGCUUGAACAAAGCCAGCCUUCAGUAUUCCCCAACGCUUUCCUGCGCCAAAAGAGCUCCGCUUCUCUCAACAAUGGAGGUGCCUUACCAACGCCAGAGGGAGGAGGAAUCAAGGAGUCUGUUUCAUGGGGAACUCAGCGGACACAGGAUGUGUUUUAUGAAACGAGGACACCAGCAUUUGAGCGUGGCCAUUCAGAAGAAAUUCCCAUUGAGCAGACAAGCAAACAGGUAGUAGAAAUGCGAGAGAUCAGUUCAACAAUGGCCAAUGGUGACCACCAGCCUGGCCUGGAGAGCCAGGGGCGAGCUGCCUCCAUGCCCCGCCUGGCAGCAGAAACUCAGCCCAUCCCAGACACAAGCCCCAUGAAGCGUUCCAUCUCCACACUGAACCCACAGCGUCCCCAUGCCACACACCUCUACGAACAUUCCCGGCCAGUGGAGCACACCCACCACCAUCACCACCACCGCUGCCACAGGCGGAAAGAGAGGAAACAGAAGUCUAUCGACAAACCACCCAACCACCUGGCUGAUGGUGAGGCUGCAGGUGAGGCAACAUCCAAAACCAAAAAGCAGGAGAGGGGCCGGUCCCAGGAGCGGAAACUUCACUCCUCUUCAUCCUCUGAAAAGCAGCGCUUUUACUCCUGCGACCGAUAUGGGAGCAGAGACCACUCACAGCCCAAAUUAUCAGAGCGCAGUCAGCCAACAUCGCCCAAUGGAGGGCAAGAGCAUGGAACACAGAAACAGGGCAGUGGUUCAGUUAAUGAGAGCCCCUUGCUGUCAACUUCGGGUGCAAGCACCCCGUCCCGUGGCCGGAGGCAACUGCCACAGACCCCACUGACCCCGCGCCCCAGCAUCACGUACAAGACUGCCAACUCGUCGCCUGUGCACUUCUCCAGUUUCCAGACUGGCCUGCCAACUUUCUCCCCGGGACGCUUGAGCCGGGGUCUCUCUGAGCACAACGCUUUGCUGCAUGGUGACUCCCAGGGCCCCUCGCAGCCCCUAAUGGCCCGGAUUGGCUCAGACCCUUACCUGGGGCACCGGGAAGACAGUGACAGCCCAUACCAUGCUGUGCCUGAGGACACACUCACUUUUGAGGAGGCUGUGGCCACCAAUUCAGGACGGUCAUCCCGGACUUCUUACGUCUCCUCCCUGACAUCCCAGUCCCACCAAAUCCGUAGAGUCCCCAAUGGAUACCAUUAUACAUUGGGCCUCAGUGCCGGCCCUGGGACCAGCACCAGAGCACGUAGCUAUUACCAUGAACGAGAUGAAGAUGACUGGUGCUAGCAGG